Molecule: messenger RNA, 2309 nt
Organism: Chiloscyllium plagiosum (whitespotted bambooshark)
Lineage: Eukaryota; Metazoa; Chordata; Chondrichthyes; Orectolobiformes; Hemiscylliidae
Source: RefSeq, a predicted model, not a curated record
CUCCACCCCCCGCCAACGCUCCUUCAGUUCCCGCCGCUGUGUGACCAGGACCGAUUCCGGUUAAAACUGUUUAAUGAAUAAAGUAACAUGGCUGGACAUGAAAUAUUGUAUAACUGCAAGAAUCCUACUGUAUGGAGGUCUAUCUUUGCUCUCUAUGGGGAUGUGGUUGAAGCAAAGGCGAUGGCAUCCAAAGGGAAGAAAGCAGGGAAGCUGACUGCACUGGAUAAAUGGUAUCAAGAAGAAUUACCCGAGGCUAUCUGUAGUCGUAAAGAGAAAUUCCUCACUCACACCGAACUGGUUCAGUUGAUGGAAUGGAAACUCACAAGGGGCAAGUUCCGCCCAACACUGCAGCAGAUGGUAAUGAGUAAUUCGAGGGACAGUGUGGAGGCCUGCACAUGUAAAGCUUUCAAACUGCUUCCUGAUGUUUCAGCUGCAAUCACUGAGCUCAGUAAACUGAAAGCAGUGGGACCUGCUACAGCAUCGGCUGUGCUUGUGGCUGGUGCUCCACAAGAAGCUGCGUUCAUGGCAGAUGAAGCAGUGGAGUCAAUCCCUGGCUUGGUUCCCAUUAAGUACACACUUAAACAUUACAUCCUGUACCUGCAAAAAGUGAGGGAGUGUGCCACGCAACUCAACAGCAAUGACUCAGUGAAGGAUUGGACCCCUCACAGAAUUGAACAAUGUCUUUGGACCUGGGCUGUGGGCCAACAGGUCAAUCCUUUGUUGCUGAAGGGUGUCAUGCUCCAUCAGAGUAAAACAGUGGACAAAGAAAAGGCCACAACGGCAAGACCUGUCAAAAGGCAGAAAACGCAAUGAUGAAAGCAGCCAUCUCAUGAGUGAGAAGUGUUAAAUUCUAGCUUUACACACUUGAUUGGUGCAGGAAAUAGUACAGAGGGUGGAAACUAUUCAGUAAAACCCUAGACUCAAGAGUAUAGAAUUUGCAAAUCAGAGGCCAUGGAUUCCCAGGCUGCAGACUCAGAUUUGCCAAUCCUGGGAUCAGCUGCAAGGCCUCUUUAAAGGGAUGUGAUUUUUUUUUUCCCAGUGAGCAGGGCCUAAUGAGUUCAGAAGCAUGAUUAUUGACAUCAACAGAACCUGCAAAAUGGUAGGUGGUAUUGCUGUAUAUGCACAGGUUAUUCUGCUGUUUGAUUUUCUCCCAAACCACCCAUCAACUGUCUUCCAUUCCCCACAUUUUUCACUCUAAGGCCAUACCUCAAAAUAGGGUCACAGAGCAGAAAAAAGGUUUAAAAAGCAAUGCAUGAUAUUGGAAACAGAGGACAGGCAAAGGAUGAUAUUCUCCCCCAGAGUCAUACAACAUAAAAAUAUCUUGCUCUUCAUGAACAAUUGCUUUAACUUGAAAGUAUUACAUGUAUAAAAUUUAUAAAGAACAUAAAAUUUAUAUAUAAGUUUAUAUUAUGUGUACUUGUUUGGCUGUAAAAAUGGCAAAAUAAUCUCAAUGAACAAGAUAGUGGACCUAUCAGUGGGUCAGUAGCAAUUUGAAAAAUGAUAAAAAAAAGUCCAGUAAUUUUUUUGCUGGUUUCUGCUGACCUUGGUAACCUGUCCCAUCCUUAAUUGGUAGAACGAGUGAUUUACAAGCAACUAUACUCUUUAUUCAGCAACAAUGUGUACUUGCUUAUUGACAUCACAAUAUGGCUAUUAAGACACUUGACUUAUGGUCCUAAAGGAACAGUCAAGGUUAAAAACAGCUUUGCCUUAGUAAAAAGGAAUGAAGUGUGUGUUACUUGAUUUAUUCUGCUGUCAGUGCCCUCCAAUGCUAUUGAAGAUUUGCUUGUACAGGCUAAAAAAAAAUGAAUUGGAGCUGAUGUCUCGGGGAGUUCCAUGUUUUCCAAUAUAAUGAGUUAACUGUUUCUGAUCCCAUUGCUUCCAUUCUCUGAAUGCUACAGGUGCUUUGUGUAGAGUGACAAAUGUUGAAGUGAUAAUUGUGCAUGGGCAUUAUGUUGGCACUAAUCCCAGUUUCUAUCAUAAAUAGCCUCAAAUAAACUUAAGGUUCCAAACUAGAGAAUGCAUAAAGUACAAAUAUAAAAAUGUAACACUUCUUUCAGGUUGUAGAUUUUUGUUUGAAGUGUCAUCAAUAUAAUUUAAUGAAACCGCAGAAAUCAUUAAAUUUUUGUGCAUGAAAUUCAGCGCAACCUGCUUACAAUAAAACCAAAUGUUGUACUUUAUGGAGCAGUGAAUUAUAUUAACAAUCAUUGAAAACUCAUGGCUCCAUUGUUAUGAGGAUGUGGGUGUACUGUACCUUUAAGAGGGUUAAAAGCAACAGAACUACCUGACAGAACAAAGUGUUCUGAAAAGAA